Penicillium subrubescens is the source of this 2238-nucleotide messenger RNA. Its product is annotated as glycoside hydrolase family 95 protein. The transcript has a single exon. The record is from RefSeq and is a predicted model, not a curated record. Gene Ontology annotation, molecular function: alpha-L-fucosidase activity. Gene Ontology annotation, biological process: carbohydrate metabolic process. The coding region runs from base 1 to 2238 and encodes 745 amino acids. NCBI's taxonomy places the organism in Eukaryota, Fungi, Ascomycota, Eurotiomycetes, Eurotiales, Aspergillaceae.
AUGAGCAAGCUUUGGUACACGCAGCCCGCAAGUAAUUGGAAUGAGGCCCUUCCAGUGGGAAAUGGUCGUCUUGGGGCGAUGGUCUACGGCCGCACCGACCAAGAGCUUCUUGCGUUGAGUGAAGACUCGGUAUGGUACGGUGGAUCUCAAGAUCGGACUCCUCAAGAUGCUCUCAAAUAUCUCCCACAAUUGAGAGCAGCGAUUCGGGCAGAAAAUCAUAAAGAAGCGGAAAGGCUGGCAAAAGUUGCAUUCUUCGCCAACCCAAUCAGCCAACGACAUUAUGAGCCCCUCGGUACUGUUUUCAUGGAUUUCGGCCACGAAUCCGAUCGGGUAACGAAUUAUCACCGUGAACUAGACCUCGAAACUUCCACGGUGAGUGUAUCAUACAAUCAUUGUGGAGCCGAGCAUCGAAGACAAGUUAUCGCAAGCUAUCCCGACGAUGUCCUGGCAAUUCGAGUGCUCGCUCCGGCCAAUACCGAGUACGUGGUACGAUUAACCCGACUGAGCGAGCUGGAGUUCGAGACAAACGAGUACCUGGAUGAUGUUGCCGCUUCAAAUCACUCCAUCACGAUGCACGUUACGCCGGGAGGCCGAAAUAGCAACAGCGCUUGCUGCAUUCUUCACGUUCAAUGCAGCCAGGAGGGUACAGUCACCAGAAUUGGCAAUAACUUGGUAGUCAAGGCCUCGGAAUCUCUGAUUCGGAUUACUUCUCAAACAACCUUUCGCCAUCAAGACCCCGAUCAGACAGCGUCUGAAGAUCUCGCGAAGAGCCUUGGCUACGACGCGAGACAGCUAUGGGAUAGGCAUGUCAAGGACUACCAGUCACUGUAUAACCGGAUGCGUUUACAAUUAUCGUCCGAUGUGCCAAACAUUCCAACAAACAAGAGGUUACUGACCUCGCGGGAUCCCGAAUUGAUUGCAACAUACCACAACUACAAUCGAUAUCUGAUGAUAUCCUCCAGUCGCACUGGACACAAAGCUUUGCCUUCCAACUUGCAAGGAAUUUGGAAUCCUUCUUUCCACCCAGCAUGGGGCUCCAAAUUCACCAUCAAUGUCAAUCUACAAAUGAACUACUGGCCGGCCAAUGUGUGCAAUCUUUCGGAGUGCGAGAUGCCACUGUUCGACCUUCUUGAGCGAAUGGCAGAGUCUGGAAAGAAGACCGCUAAGGUUAUGUACGGCUGCCGAGGCUGGGCUGCCCAUUCAUGUACCGAUAUUUGGGCCGACACUGAUCCCGUUGACCAGUGGAUGCCGGCGACGAUAUGGCCCCUUGGAGGUGCCUGGCUAUGCUACCACAUCUGGGAGCACUUUCAGUUCACCCAAGACCUUGCGUUUCUCUCCAGAAUGUUUCCAAUUUUGAGGGGGUGCGUGGAGUUUCUACUCGAUUUUCUGAUCGAAGAUGCCACUGGCAAAUAUCUUAUCACGAACCCGUCUGUUUCGCCCGAGAACUCGUUUUUUGACUUGAAAGGCCAGAAAGGGGUGCUAUGCGAGGGAUCUACCGUCGACAUUCAGAUUGUUCGGGCUAUAUUAAGCGCUUUCGAGUCGUGUGCAGAUCAAAUCGGCGAAUCGGGUUCGCUCCUGUCGGCGGCUCGUGCAGCACGAGCCCGACUUCCGCCGAUGACAAUAAGUGAUUCAGGGUAUCUCCAAGAAUGGGCUGUUGACUACGGAGAGGUUGAGCCGGGCCAUCGACAUACAUCACACUUAUGGGCAUUAUAUCCUGGUGACGCCAUAGUUCCAGCAAAGGAGCCUGAAUUGGCUCAAGCCUGUCGAGCGGUUCUGCGUCGGCGAGCAGAGAAUGGCGGUGGUCAUACAGGCUGGAGCAGAGCUUGGCUCAUCAAUUUACAUGCUCGUUUGCUUGAGGCGGAGGAAUGUAGUCGGCACUUGGAUCUGCUUCUAUCUCAUUCUACCCUACCAAAUUUACUAGACAGCCAUCCUCCGUUUCAGAUUGAUGGCAACUUUGGCGGGGGCGCGGGUAUCAUCGAAAUGUUGGUUCAGUCUCAUGAGCCAGGGUUGAUCCGACUACUUCCAGCUUGUCCCAAGGAUUGGAAAGGCUCUAUCCGAGGCGUACGGGCACGCGGUGGUGUUGAAUUGGCUUUCAGUUGGGAUAGAUUGUCUCUCCUCUCACUGACUGUAAUGCUACCCAAUCCGGGUGGAAAGGUUUCCAUUUGCUUCCCAGAAAGGGAUGAAACUAAAGUGCAAGAAGUUGAAGGACCCGGCGUGCAUGUUAUCAUUAAAACAUAG